CUUAUGGCGGAGCUCUGAGAGAUUGCUAUUUGUUACAACCCUAUUUUUUUAAGCAUGGAGGAAGUUGACAAUAUUAUUAUUCACUCGCUGCGGCAAAUCGGCUGUGAUAUCGAUGAGAACGUUACGAAUUUGGGGGGUUUCGACACCGAUCUAGUGGUGGAGGCAACUGUGAGAUGUCUGGAUGUCAUCAAACCUGGCCUCGGCACCUCCAGGGUUCUUCCAGCAAAUAUGGCUGCGAGGUUUAGGGUUGGGGCUUCCCUAGCCCAAGCAUGCUCGGAACUUGGUUACAGAGGGGACAUAGGCUACCAGACGUUCCUCUACAGUUCCGAAACCGACUUGAGACGUGUCCUGAUGUUCCUAACCGAGAAGCUCCCGAAGGAAACCGACAAAGCAUCAACAGAGCCCACGAGUAAGCUCGACAAGCUCGAGAAGACUGUGGCCUCGGUCCUGCAAAAGCAGCUGUCAACCCCCUGGUUACCCCACUACUGCCACAGAUCGCGAACCGAUGGACACACCAGCAUGCCUUACAGAGCAGUUGACCUCGACCUCCCCCCCGAUAAUCCAGACCCAGAGUACCAGGAUUAUCAUGGUACAUAUCAGCCAUCAGUGCCUGAGCUGGUGGACCAAGAGUGCCUCAUACCCUCGAUAGUAUCAAGAACCUCGAAGUUACUUUACUCACGACCAACGAACAUAAUAGAACGACUAGAAUGGCUGCACAAGUUCCCUGCGACCACUGAAUCCACCAGUGAAGAGAGAAUUUCGAGCAGAUUCACUUUGAACGAGAGACUGCAGCUGCAGACGUCUAGGCGACGCGACGAGCCUGAAGAGGUGGAGAGGAGUCCAGAGUCAGCUUCGACGCCAUCGGAGCCCUCAGCCCCUUCCAGAGAGGAGAGACAGAUGCGGGAGGUCGAGGGGAUGAAGGCAGACUGCGAGAGCUUGAGAGUUGAGGUCGAAGCAAUGACUAAUGAAUUGGGGAAACUCGACACUCAGUUGUCCCAGGUGAGAACCAAGAGGCAGGAGGAGGAGAGGGAGCUGGAGGUGAGGGAGGAGCAGAGGAGAAUCAAGGCGAGGACUUAUGAUCUCCUUGAGGAUGGUGAUAAUAAUGUUGUAAAGCUGGAGGGGGUCAUCGAGGCUGGGAGAAACAAGUUGAUUCAUCUGGCUAAUCAGUGGGAGAAGCACAGGGCCCCUCUCAUCAAACAGUACAGGGACGAGAGGGAAAAAUACUCAGCCAAGACCAGUACUAGUCAGAAGAAGCUGGAUGAGCUGAGGAUCCUCAGGGAGAGGGAGAGGGAACUUAUGGAGGAGUGUCAUAUGAAGGAUCAGCAGUAUGCACAGCUGGUGGCUGAGGUGCAGAAGCUACCGAAGGACGUCAACAGGUCUGCCUACACUCAGAGGAUACUGGAGAUCAUUAAUAAUGUGAGGAAGCAGAGGGAUGAGAUCGAUAAGGUACUGGGGGACACGAGGGAGAUCCAGAAGGAGAUCAAUACUCUGAGUGGCAGGCUGGAGAGGUCUUUCACGGUUGUUGAUGAGCUCAUCUUCAGGGAUGCCAAGGGCAAUGAGGCCUCCAGGAGGGCGUACAAGCUCCUCGCUACUUUACACUCUGAUUGCAGUGAACUCGUUAAUCUUGUGGAAGAGACUGGGACUACCUUGAGGGAGAUCAGGGAUUUAGAGGAACAGAUUGAUUCGGAAUCUACGAAGAAUGUUGGAGCCAAUUUGGAGCGAAUAACAGCUGAUUUGAAGCAAAUGAGACAAGAGACUGCGUCACUAACGGCACAACUAGCGAGUAAAAACUCGUGAUUUAUAGAUUAUUUACAGAUGACACGCUUUGUUUCGAAGGUUUGUGAAAUAAUAAUAGUGCUUCAGUGCAUUUUCUUCACCAAUUGAACAUUUGAUAGCUUUAAAAUGGAGAUUAUUACACUUGACCUGAACAUUCCCAUAUCCAGAAUUACUGAGUAAUGAAUUGUAAAGAAAAUUCAGGGCAUAAUAAUAAGACCAAAAUGAAUAAUUUCGCUCAAGAGGACCUAGAUUCCCUAAGAAGUUCGAAUAAUAAUCUUAUGAGUUGUGACAACUCACUGUACCAUGUUGAAAUAGUUCAAGGAACCUUGCUGUUACUAAAAUUAUCGAAUCAAAUUGAGAUUUAAUACUGUAAAUAAACAUUAAUAUUCGAGGAGAA
This is a messenger RNA of Diachasma alloeum, 2173 nucleotides long. Its product is annotated as coiled-coil domain-containing protein 22 homolog. The transcript is spliced from 4 exons. Bases 55 to 1797 code for a protein of 580 amino acids. The record is from RefSeq and is a predicted model, not a curated record. Gene Ontology annotation, molecular function: cullin family protein binding. NCBI's taxonomy places the organism in Eukaryota, Metazoa, Arthropoda, Insecta, Hymenoptera, Braconidae. Gene Ontology annotation, biological process: positive regulation of ubiquitin-dependent protein catabolic process.